AUGGCGGAAUGCGGACGCAACCAUGUCGGCCGCGCGCUCUCCUGGACCGGCGCAGCCACGCCCCGCUCUCACCUGCGCCUCCGCCAGCUCGCCCUCAUCCCCCUCGUGCUCCUCGCCCUCCACAGCGUGCACUGCCUGCCGCAUUCCCCACCUGCCGCGCCACUCGCCCGCCCGGCGGAAGAGACGGAGCACCACGCGCAUGUGCAGGGCCCGCAAUGGCUGGACUCCGCGCUGUUGGGGUGGCUGGGGGAUCUCACGAAUAGUAGCUGGCCGCGCGCACCGGAGAAGGGUGAAGGUGCGGGUCUAUUGGAUCUCGCGGGCAUGCGGAAGGCUGGCGGGGUGCGGCGGUGGCUGAAGCGGCAGGCGGUGAAGCCGAACCUGGUGCUGGCGCAGGACGGCACGGGCGACGUCACCACGCUGCGAGUAAGCCGCGCGCUCCCCUUCGCGCUCAUUACAUUCUACCUUGGCCCGGCCUCCCUGCCAUGCGCCUGUUCGGACCUCGCCCACUCCAUUCGCCUCUCUACUUCCGUUCCCACCUCCUCCCCACCACAUCCCCGCCCCCAACCCAUCCGCCCUCCUCCUUCCCCCAUCCGUUACCCGCUCCACCCUGCUUCGCCCCAUUAUCCCCGGAUCCCGUUCGCCACUUCGCCUCAUUGCCCCGCAUCCCCGCCCUCUCCCCCGAUCGCGGCGAGUGUGCAGAGAGCGGCGGAGAUAAUCAACAACGUGCCGCCAUCGCAGGGGUGGUUCGUGGUGCACAUCCGCGCGGGCGUGUACGGCGACAAGGUCGACAUCGCGCGCCCCAUGGUCGCGCUCGUAGGCGACGGACCCACUCGCACUGUCAUUACUGGCUCCCGUAGUAACGCGGACGGGUUAGCGACAUGGGACACGGCCACGUUCUGUAUGCCCCACUCCCGCUGCCCCGCACUUCCCCCGCCACCCGCUGCUCUCGUGCCCCGCGUGCUGGCCCCACGUCACCGCGUCACACCACGCCUAUCGCGCACGCCCUUCUUCGUGCCCACUCACCCUUGUGCUAUCUCUCCUCCUUCUUUCAGCCAUCCCUCGGCGUCGGGUGCCAGCUUCGCGGCGGCGAACAUCCGAUUUGAGAACACGGCGGGGCCGUACAAGGAGGCGGGCGUCGCGUUCCGCGCGGUGGGCGACCAGUCGCUGCUCUACCGCUGCCACUUCUCCGCCUUCCAGGACACGCUGAACGCGCACAGCGGGCGGCAGUACUACCGCGAGUGCCGCGUGGAGGGCGCGCUGGACUUCAUCUUCGGGCGCGACGCGUCCGCCGUGUUCGACAAGUGCCGCCUCGACGUGCGCAAGUGGACGGGGGUGGCGGGCUUCCUGGGGCGCAGCAUCAUCACGGCCAACGGGCGCACGGCGCGCAGGGGCGGCGGCGGGUUCGUGUUCGUGGACUGCGCCAUCAACGCGCUCGACCCCGGCGCUAGGGCCGUGCUGGGGCGCCCGUGGAAGGCGUACGCGCGCGUGGUGUUCAUCAACACGUACAUGAGCAAUGUGAUAGACCCGGUGGGGUGGGCGCAGUGGAAUGGCGUGAACUUCCGCGCCAAGCCGUUUCUGGCGGAGACAGGCAGCUAUGGGCCGGGCGCGCGCAGGGCGUACGCGGACUGGGUGCACCCGGGCAAGCUGGCCGCACGGCACGCAGGGCCGUUCCUGCCGGACCCAUUUAUCCAGGCACGCACUUGGGUGAGCAGCACGCCGCUGCACGUGCCGUACCCCUGA
Molecule: messenger RNA, 1740 nt
Organism: Closterium sp. Naga37s-1
Lineage: Eukaryota; Viridiplantae; Streptophyta; Zygnematophyceae; Desmidiales; Closteriaceae
Source: the annotation of a GenBank genome assembly